AUGUUGAAGAGAUUCCCAACCCCCGUUCUAAAGCCUUACUGGCCCUUCUUCGUGGGCGCAGUCGUCGUCUACUGGGGCGUCGGCAAGGGCGCCAGCGCGUCCGCGCAGUCUGCAGAGUUCAUCAACGACCCCCGCAACCCUCGUUUCGCCCGUGGCGAAAAGCCCGUCGAGCUCGCCUGA
Molecule: messenger RNA, 180 nt
Organism: Lachancea fermentati
Lineage: Eukaryota; Fungi; Ascomycota; Saccharomycetes; Saccharomycetales; Saccharomycetaceae
Source: the annotation of a GenBank genome assembly